Molecule: messenger RNA, 1141 nt
Organism: Cucurbita pepo subsp. pepo (vegetable marrow)
Lineage: Eukaryota; Viridiplantae; Streptophyta; Magnoliopsida; Cucurbitales; Cucurbitaceae
Source: RefSeq, a predicted model, not a curated record
GCCCCCGAUCUGCGACCGCCCAAAACCUUUGGUUCUCGAAAAACCGUGCUGAAGUUUGAAGAAGGAAUCCUCCAUUUCAGUAACUUGUUGAAGAAGGAGAACGGAAGAGUUGGAAAUGGCGGCGAAGGAACAAUUCGAAGAGGAGGAGAAGAAAAGGAAGGGAAACUUUUGGAUAUGGAUGGUAUUGUCAGUGAUUUUUAGGAUCGUUAUGAUAUAUUUUCCCAAUCUGAAUCUGUCCUCUCGCCCCGAAGUCUCCACACCUCUAACCAGCAUUCAUCGACUAGCUGAGGGCUAUUGGUUAAAGCAGUCGUCAAUGUCUCCCUAUGCAGGAUCUAUGUACCAUGGCUCUCCUCUGUUACUGUCUCUUCUAGGGCCACUGACUGUCAGAAGAAUUGAAGGGCAACCAGACCAUCUUUUAUGCAGUUUUGCUUUUGUGGUUGCAGAUGUUCUGAGUGCAUUGCUUAUUCGUGCAGUCGGUCAGAAUCUUCAGAGGGCAUAUUAUCGGAAUUUGAGAUUGCUGAAGGUUAACCUAUCAAAAAACUCAGAGUUCUUCCCAGCUGGAGAUAUUGCUUCUCUUGUGUACCUGUGGAAUCCUUUCACAAUUGUUGCAUGUGUGGGUUUGUCCACAUCUCCAAUCGAAAAUCUAGCCAUUGUGCUUACGCUCUAUGGAGCAUCUAAAGGACAAGUUCCAUUGGCUGCUUUUGGAUUUGUGGUGGCGACUCAUCUAUCUCUUUAUCCUAUAAUUCUUAUAAUUCCGGUAGUCCUUCUACUAGGUAAUGGCUUAGAUGCUCCUCCUAGGAAAUUGUUCUUGCAAAGGAGUAGUAGUAGAGUUGUUGUGGGACCUUCACGUGAUAGCUGUAGCCAGCAGGAGGAAGUGAUCAAUCAGUCUGAAGUACCAAAUGGUUUCUCAUUGAGACCAGUCAUGUAUUUCUUAUUAUGGGUUUCUUUAUUUUCUGUGUAUCUGCUGCUUCUCUGUGGCGUAUCUCUUAAACAAUUUGGUGGACUCUGGGAGAUGUUUAGAAGGUAUGGAUUUUUUAUUUAGAACUUUCUGCCAUAUAUUUAUUAAUGUACCCGUUGACACUUCGCAUUUCUCAUACCAAAAUGAACAUAUGCCUACUUCACCCAGUACACAAGUGCGAUU